Messenger RNA from Mycena indigotica, 1026 nucleotides. RefSeq lists its product as uncharacterized. Bases 1 to 1026 code for a protein of 341 amino acids. The transcript is spliced from 6 exons. The record is from RefSeq and is a predicted model, not a curated record. Lineage: Eukaryota; Fungi; Basidiomycota; Agaricomycetes; Agaricales; Mycenaceae.
AUGUCCUUUUCACGCCCCUUGACGACGGUGCUCGCGGCCCUGGCUGGCCUUUCUGCGUGUUUGGUGUCGGGGCAUGCCUCGAUAUGGCAUCCCAGCAUGUACGGCUUCAACGUUACCGACAAGACUUUUCCUUACGACAACCGGCCGGUCAGCCCACUGAUGAAUAUGACCUUUGACCAAUGGUGGUUCCACGGCCACCUCGACUUCCCGCCCAACGACGGUGACGUCUUCGAGCUCCGGGCCGGCCAGCCCGCAACGGCCGAGAUCGCGUGCAACAAGGGCGCGACUACGUUCUUCGCGUCCUCCGAGGGCGGCGACAUCCGUGUCCCCUCUGACCCCAACGCCGUCUGCCCCAACUCCCCGCCCUCCGCAUAUCAUACCCAGGGACUCGAUGACCUUACGGGCUGUGCCCUCGCCAUUGCGUAUAAGAGCGACGCACGUGAUGUCCGGCCGGAGGACUUUACGGUGUUCAGCGUGAACCAGACGUGUGUGUGGACGCGCUUCACGGACUUCCAGGUCCCGGCUCGGAUGCCGGCGUGUCCCGAGGGCGGGUGCACGUGUGCGUUUUUCUGGAUACAUUCGCCCGACAGCGGUGGCGAACAGAACUACAUGAACGGCUUCAAAUGUAACGUGACCAACGCGACCUCCGCCGUCCCGCUCGCAGCCCCGAAAGUCGCGCGCCGCUGCGGGGCGGACUCGGCCCACAACAAGUGGCACGCCGCCCCAGGCAACUGCACCUAUGGCGCCAAGCAGCCGCUGUACUGGUUCCAGGCCGAGCAGAAUAACAUGUUUGAAGACACGUACUCGCCCCCGAUCUACACGGACCUGUAUGCCUUUGCAGAUGGCGCGCAGGACGACAUCUUCGAGGACUCGUAUGUCUUCCUCCCCGACCCAUCCCCGCUCGCGCCGCUGCCGGUCCUCAACGCUACCAUCCCGACACUUGAAUUUACGACGAAACGGGACUUUGCACAGGCGAGAAGAAGACAUGCCGCGCGGCGUCACUGGAUGAGCCGCGUCUCGUACUAA